GUCCCAGCGUGUGCAUGGAGUCCCAAGCUCCUGCACUGCCUGCUCCUCUUGGCUUCUGGAAACGAUUUCCCUGCCAUUCUUCUUGUGCACUUUGGAGGAAGAACUGUCAAACCUGCCAGCAGUGAUGGGUCUUUUUGUAUCCCCCGGAUCAGUUUUGUUAUUGUUGGAGUGGGUUACGUGAGGAGCACUGUUUUUGUUCUACCUUAACCUGCAGCUUGCCAAGCUCUGGUGCAGGGUAACUCCUUCACUACAACCCCAUGCUGUCUGUGUUGCUCUGCUUCCCGGUGAGCUCUCGUGCUGCACAGCUCCCUGCAGUAUUCUUGUGCCGUGCAGCUGCUCUGGGGAUGACAGAGCUGUUCAGUGCUUGCUGGAAGCAGUCCCUGUGUCUCUGUUACAGUGACUGCGGUUGCUGUUCUCAGGAGGACGUGCUGGUAGCUGUGAGAGCCAUGUGUGGCUCACUGCUCCUUCCUGGCUCGGUGCUCCACCUGCUCCAGCAGCAGGGGUGGUUGUGUAGCACUCCGUUUGGGGGCUGCUCUCGCUGUGCUUCUGCUGCCAGUCCCCAUCUCCCUCAGUGACAGGGAGCAGGCAGUGCAGGAACUUGGACUCUGGGACAUUGUGCUGGCUCUGCUUGGUGAUCCUUCAGCCUGCUCGCCACAGGGCAGCGCUCAGUGCAUGCUCCACAACUGCUGCUGAGUUCUGGCACUGCCACUGGGGCUCUGCAGGUCUGUGCAGCCGAUGGCUUUAAUUCUGAACCCAGCAAUAACUGUGCUCUGCUCUUCUGGAUGAGCUUUCUGGCAGACCAGGGCUGCAACUUAACCACCAAGGCGUGGAGCUGAACCAGUGAGCAGUGUUAUACAAAGCACAUUUCCAGCCACUAAGCGAGAGCUUCAGAGCAGAAGGGACUCGAGAUGCAGCAGGAAGCCCCACUGUGUUAUUUCACCUCUUCCAUGUGUGGUGACUGGAUCUAACGUGCAGUGUGUGGGGCUGAGAGCCCAGCUGUAACCCCGGGGUGAUGCGUGUGCUUCAGGGGUGCAUGCAGACAUCAGAGUCUGCUCCAGUUACUGCUCGGUUGGGUUUGGACAUCAAAGAGUGACACACAGAGCCUCCUCUGCCUUCAUAGUGAGGAAACAGCGCUGGCUCCUUGCACUGAGCUGGGCUUUGAGUUCUGUGCUGGGAUAUUUGCAUUCGGGAUCCAUCAGGUGUAUUCAGAAUGUCAGUUUUCCUGUUGUUAGUGUUUUUUAGGGGAUGGGGAAGCGAUGCCAUGGCAGUUUGGAGUGGUCUUAGCGUCUCUGAAUCACAGAGUCAGGCUGUGUGGGUGCUGCAGGGAGUAUUACUAUUAUUUUGGAAGGGGUGGGGGGAACAGCAAACCUCUGCAUUCCAGGAAAAGCAUUGCAGAUAGAAUAUUGUUGGGCAUUGUGGAUGUGCAGUGCUGUCUUGUAUCUGGCUCUCAGGAGGCAUCGUCCUGCUGUGCACCAUUUCCUGAUGCCUGGAGAUGUGCACCACUGAAUACCUGUGCCUGCUGGGCUGUCUGUGAGCUCAGAGAAAUGUGUGCUCUGGUGUUGCAGCACGCCUGGAACAGGACUGCACGAGGAUUGAAGUCAUUUACAUCUCCUGUUGGUUUUUGCCUUCCAGAUUCCAGAGACCUGUUAAAGGAAUUCCCACAGCCCAAGAACUUGCUCAAUAGCGUGAUUGGACGGGCCUUGGGCAUUUCCCAUGCAAGGGACAAACUGGUGUACAUCCAUACCAACGGGCCCAGAAAAAAGAAAGUCACUUUGCACAUAAAGUGGCCUAAGAAUGUGGAAGUAGAAGGCUAUGGGACCAAGAAGAUUGAUGCUGAGAGACAAGCGGCAGCUGCUGCGUGCCAGCUCUUCAAGGGCUGGGGUUUGCUGGGGCCCAGGAAUGAGCUGUUUGACGCUGCCAAGUACCGGCUGCUGGCUGACCAGCUGGGCUGCCCCGAUGAGAGGUGGUGCUCGGAGGGCAAAUGGCGCUCCAAGUCCGGCCCUUCCCUCGCCGACCUGUCGACCUGCUGGCGGCGGAUGGAGCCUGACGACCCCAUCCAGCCCAUGGAGCAGGGCAGGAUGGCCAAAGCCAUGAGGAGAGAAGAGCUGGAGGAAGGGGAGCUGGAGGAAGGGGAACUGGAGGAGGGAGAGCUGGAAGAAGAGGCGAUCGAUGUCUCCGAUUAUUUACCCAUGGCGCAUCAGGACGCUCGAACUCCUGGCAGAGAUGCGAGCCGAGGAGGGAGUUCCAUUGAAAUGACAGAUGACAACACUGCCAUCCGUGCUCUGACGCAGUUCCCGCUUCCCAAAAACCUCCUGGCCCAAGUGAUUCAGAUUGCAACCUCUUCCUCCACAGUCAAGGAAUACAUGCAGUUCCGUACGGUUGGCACCAAGACCAAGAUCUGCAAGCUGACGCUGCGCUGGCCCUGUCCCAUGACUUUUGCAGCCAAGGGCCGUCGUAAGGUGGAGGCAGAAAACAAAGCAGCAGCCUUGGCCUGUCAGAAGCUGAAGAGCCUUGGCCUGGUGGACAAGAACAACAACCCACUCAGCCAUGCUAUGUAUAACAUGACUUCCCUCCGGGAGCUUGGUGAGAACCAGAGGAAGCCGUGCCACAUCAAAGUCCCUGAAGCAACCCUGCGUAAGAUUGAGAACUAUCUGAAUCAUUAUCCGGUGGACAUCAGGGAGUCCAGGCCCCGGAUUGCUGAUGACAUGAUGAACCUGAGCAAGGAGUCGGGCGCCAUCAGCGACGCCAUCACGGGGAAGACGUACAUCCCUAUGCUGGAAGCGGAGGAAGUGCGCCUCAGUCAGAACCUGCUGGCCCUCUGGAAGAGGAGGGGAUCCUCGUGGCAGGAGAGCCACCCGCUGCCCGUGGACCCUCACAAGGACACCAUCCUCUCAGCCAUCGAGCAGAACCCCGUGGUGGUGAUAGCGGGAGAUACGGGCUGCGGGAAAACCACGAGGAUCCCUCAGCUCCUGCUGGAACAUUACAUCCUGGAGGGACGCGGCGCCCGCUGCAACGUCGUCAUCACGCAGCCCAGGAGGAUCAGCGCCAUCUCGGUGGCCCAGCGCGUGGCGCAGGAGUUGGGUCCCAACAUGAGGAAGAACGUGGGCUACCAGGUGCGGCUGGAGAGCAAACCCCCGGCCCGGGGAGGAGCCCUGCUCUUCUGCACCGUGGGCAUCCUGCUGCGGAAGCUGCAGGGAAACCCCAGUCUGGAGGGUGUCAGCCACGUCGUGGUCGACGAGGUCCACGAACGAGAUGUCAACACGGAUUUCCUGCUCAUCCUGCUCAAAGGCAUCCAGAAGCUCAACCCCGACCUGCGCCUGGUCCUGAUGAGCGCCACAGGAGACAAUCAGCGCUUCUCCCAUUACUUUGGGGAUUGCCCUGUGGUCAAGGUGCCCGGUUUCAUGUACCCAGUGAAGGAGUACUACCUGGAGGAGAUCCUGGCCAAGCUGGGUAGGCACCGACACCGGCACUACGAGAUAAAGCAAUCAGAUGAUGAAUGUGUCCUUGAUCUUGAUCUGAUCACCGACCUUGUACUCCAGAUUGACGCCCAUGGAGAACCAGGUGGGAUCCUCUGCUUUCUGCCCGGGUGGCAGGAAAUCAAAGGGGUGCAGCAGCGCCUGCUGGAGAUGCUGGGCUCCCAGAACAGCCGGUACCUCGUCCUGCCAGUGCACUCCAACAUCCCCAUGAUGGACCAACAGAACAUCUUCCAGCGGCCUCCGCCUGGCGUCAGGAAGAUCGUCCUGGCCACCAACAUCGCUGAGACCUCCAUCACCAUCAACGACAUCGUCCACGUGGUGGACAGUGGCACGCACAAGGAGGAGCGCUAUGACCUGAAGACCAAGGUGUCUUGCCUGGAAACAGUCUGGGUGUCCAAAUCGAACGUGGUGCAGCGGCGAGGGCGCGCCGGCCGCUGCCAGUCGGGGUUUGCCUAUCACCUCUUCCCUCGCAGCCGCCUGGACAAGAUGCCAACAUACCAGGUGCCAGAGAUCCUGCGCACCCCGCUGGAGAACCUGGUGGUUCAGGCCAAGAUCCACAUGCCAGAGAAAACAGCAGUUGAAUUUCUCUCCAAGGCUCUGGACAGCCCUGACAUCAAAGCUGUGGAUGAAGCAGUGAUUUUGCUGCAGGAAAUUGGGGUGCUGGACCAGCGAGAAGCCCUCACCACCCUGGGCAAACGCCUUGCCCAGAUCUCCACAGACCCUCGGCUGGCGAAGGCCAUCGUCCUGGCAUCCAUCUACCGCUGCCUCCACCCUCUGCUCGUCAUCGUUUCCUGCCUCACCCGGGACCCCUUCAGCAGCAGCCUGCAGAACCGUGCGGAGGUGGACAAGGCCAAGGCCGUUCUGAGCAGGGAGAGCGGGAGCGAUCACCUCGCCUUUGUCAGAGCCGUGGCGGGCUGGGAGGAGGUGCUGAGACGCAGAGACAGCCGUGCCAGGGAUAACUACCUGCAGGACUACUACCUGUACGGCCCCAGCCUUCGCUUCAUCAACGGCCUUGUCAAGCAGUUCUCAGAGAACCUCUACGAAGCCUUCCUGGUGUCCUCGCCAUCUGACUGCACCAUGCCUUCAUCUGUAUGUAACCAGUACAGUGAAGAGGAGGAACUGGUCAAGGGAGUCCUCAUGGCCGGACUCUACCCCAACCUCAUCCAGGUGAGACAAGGCAAGGUGACCCGCCAAGGGAAGUUCAAGCCCAACAGCUACGCGUACCGGACAAAGGCGGGCACCGUUCUGCUUCACAAGUCAACCAUCAACAGGGAGGCCUCCAAGCUGUACAGUCGCUGGCUGACCUAUUUCAUGGCGGUGAAGUCCAACGGAGGGGUGUUUGUGCGGGACUCCUCCCAGGUCCACCCGCUGGCUGUGCUGCUCAUGACUGACACGGACAUCCACGUCCGAGACGACGGCUGGCGAGCGACCGUCUCCCUGACGGACAGCGACCUCCUGGUGCUGGAGGGCGACUCCUACACCAUCCGCCUGCUGCGCGACUUCCGCGUCUCGCUCUCCAAGAUGGUGGAGACGUGUCUGUGCUACGAGAUGGCGGCCAUCCCCGGCGACCUGCACCACCAGCACAGCCAGCUGCUCGACAUCCUGGUGGAUCUGCUCAAAGGCCCUCCCGGCAGCUUCGGCGCCUGAGGCGGAGCCGGAGGAUUUUGUGGGGACUUGUAAUUUGUAUAAAGAUGUUCACAAAUGUUUAUUUAAAUAAAAGUUCUAUUUAUCCCUUGUGAAGUCAUCUCUCUCCAUCCUAGAAGAUUAAUGUUGUCUGAUCUCCUGCUGUCGGCUCCGUGCAUGGUCACCAGGAGGAACAACCAGCGCAGCACCGCCCGGACCAGAAGCGCCGAUGGAAGCCGAUGGGCGCCGCGCACCCUGAACUGGACCACGAGGCUGCGGCUGCGCCGUCCUCUGCCCAUCCCCACAGGGCCGGGAGGGAGCAGCGCUGGGCAGAGCUGAGCUUCUCCAGCUCUGGAAUGCGGAUCUCAGCCGUCGGAUGCAGCAGCAGCAGCACAGCUCCAUGGCUCCCAGCCCGGCACAAGGGAGAAAGACGCGGCGGCGACGCUCGGCUCGGGAUCGGUGACGCCUGGGAUCCGCGGUGCCUUGGCACCCUGUGAGACGUGACUCGUUGUUCCCGGCCUGCCUGUACUUUUUGUCUCUUGCGUUGUUCUUAUGAUUUUGUAUGAUUUCUCGUCCUCCCCGCGCCCAGGAGCUCGGAUCCCUGGCCUUGUGCACCGCAGGACACCGCUGUCGCUGUCACUGUGCCUGCGAGCGCGGCUCCUGCAGGCGGCCAGGAGCACGGGCACAGAGCCUUUGUUUUGUACGAGCGGGGACCACGUUUGUGCAGGAGGAGGACUGGGACGGCACUGCAGUGAAGGAGCUCUGGAGUUCGGUCCCUGUCGGUGCCACCUACCUCACAGGGCUGUUGUGAGGCUUCGUUCCGUUCGUUCCCUGUGGGCCGCUGGGCUGCGGGCAGUGCAGGGGCGAUGCUGAGGGCCCACGUUUUGUUUUUAUUCACCAUUUCUUACGCUCUUUGUACCUGAAGUCAGGGCCGGGGCCCCUUUUUGUUCUGCACUGCGAUUUCGUUUCCUCCUCACGGCCUUUCAGGAGCGGAGCUGCAGCCCCGGCCGUGCGAACUGAUGGGCGGCGAUGGGCGCAGCGUGCGGAACUCAUUCAUUUCACUUGCUUGAGGUUGUCACUCUGAGUUGAGCAGUGUUUGUUUCUUUCAGCCUGUAUGAGGGGCAGGAUGGGUUUGGGUUUUUUUUGGUUUUUUUUUUUUUUCUUCCCUUCCAGCAGGUUUAAAAACAAAAAAAAAGACUAAGCUAUUGUCUAAAUGGUUCAGAACUAGUGUGAUAUUGGGAUACUUCAGUGGCUGUUAUGUGAUACUGGAUCUUUUUACAACAUAGAUUAAAGACAAUAAAAAGGGAUAGAGUAGUAA
Molecule: messenger RNA, 6417 nt
Organism: Lagopus leucura (white-tailed ptarmigan)
Lineage: Eukaryota; Metazoa; Chordata; Aves; Galliformes; Phasianidae
Gene: DHX30
Product: DExH-box helicase 30
Exons: 18
Coding region: 1257-5123 (1288 amino acids)
Cellular component (GO): intracellular anatomical structure; nucleus; cytoplasm
Molecular function (GO): G-quadruplex RNA binding; DNA helicase activity; ATP binding
Source: RefSeq, a predicted model, not a curated record